This is a messenger RNA of Otolemur garnettii (small-eared galago), 3316 nucleotides long. RefSeq names its product COP9 signalosome subunit 2 (gene COPS2). The transcript is spliced from 12 exons. Lineage: Eukaryota; Metazoa; Chordata; Mammalia; Primates; Galagidae. Gene Ontology annotation, cellular component: COP9 signalosome. Gene Ontology annotation, biological process: protein deneddylation. Gene Ontology annotation, molecular function: protein binding. The coding region runs from base 73 to 1398 and encodes 441 amino acids. The record is from RefSeq and is a predicted model, not a curated record.
GAGUGACGCCCUGAGCCGCGAAGGAUUGUGGGAGGAGGUUGUCUCUAAUUUCUCCUCCCCCUCCCGGCCAAGAUGUCUGACAUGGAGGAUGAUUUCAUGUGCGAUGAUGAGGAGGACUACGACCUGGAAUACUCUGAAGAUAGUAACUCUGAGCCAAAUGUGGAUUUGGAAAAUCAGUACUAUAAUUCCAAAGCGUUAAAAGAAGAUGACCCAAAAGCAGCAUUAAGCAGUUUCCAAAAGGUUUUGGAACUUGAAGGUGAAAAAGGAGAAUGGGGAUUUAAAGCACUGAAACAAAUGAUUAAGAUUAACUUCAAGUUGACAAACUUUCCAGAAAUGAUGAAUAGAUAUAAACAACUAUUGACCUAUAUUCGGAGUGCAGUCACAAGAAAUUAUUCUGAAAAAUCCAUUAAUUCUAUUCUUGAUUAUAUCUCCACUUCUAAACAGAUGGAUUUACUGCAGGAAUUCUAUGAAACAACACUGGAAGCUUUGAAAGAUGCUAAGAAUGAUAGACUGUGGUUUAAGACAAACACAAAGCUUGGAAAAUUAUAUUUAGAACGAGAGGAAUAUGGGAAGCUUCAAAAAAUUUUACGCCAGUUACAUCAAUCCUGCCAGACUGAUGAUGGAGAAGAUGACUUGAAAAAAGGUACACAGUUAUUAGAAAUAUAUGCUUUGGAAAUUCAGAUGUACACGGCACAGAAAAAUAACAAAAAACUUAAAGCACUCUAUGAACAGUCACUACACAUCAAGUCUGCCAUCCCUCAUCCACUGAUCAUGGGAGUUAUCAGAGAAUGUGGUGGUAAAAUGCACUUGAGAGAAGGUGAAUUUGAAAAGGCACACACUGAUUUUUUUGAAGCCUUUAAGAAUUAUGAUGAAUCAGGAAGUCCAAGAAGAACCACUUGCUUAAAAUAUUUGGUCUUAGCAAAUAUGCUAAUGAAAUCGGGAAUUAAUCCAUUUGACUCACAGGAGGCCAAGCCGUACAAAAAUGAUCCAGAGAUUUUAGCAAUGACAAAUUUAGUAAGUGCCUAUCAGAAUAAUGACAUCACUGAAUUUGAAAAGAUUCUGAAAACAAAUCACAGCAACAUCAUGGAUGAUCCUUUCAUAAGAGAACACAUUGAAGAACUUUUACGAAACAUCAGAACACAAGUGCUCAUAAAAUUAAUUAAGCCUUACACAAGAAUACAUAUUCCUUUUAUUUCUAAGGUACUUAUAUUCAUGGAUUUUAAUGAUACACAUCUUAUUUUAUUUAUUUGCAGCACUAUUCAUGGCCGAAUUGAUCAAGUCAACCAACUCCUUGAACUGGAUCAUCAGAAGAGGGGUGGUGCACGAUAUACUGCACUAGAUAAAUGGACCAACCAACUAAAUUCUCUCAACCAGGCUGUAGUCAGUAAACUGGCUUAACAAAGAACAAGCUUUUACAGACGUCCUUAAGGCAACAGUGCAGAGAUGUAAUCCUUAAAAGAACUGGGAAUGGCAAAACUACUGUCGGUUGAUGUGUCCUGAAAAUUAUUGGAGUUAUGGCAGAAGUGCUUUUUUGAUCAACUGGUUUGUGUUUUGCUGCUGCAUUUAUCCCAAGAAAAACAGCUUUAAUCUCCAGAAGAAAACCAAAAUACCAUGGGAUUUAUGCUGUAUUGACAUCUUGCCCUAAACAUACAACAUCAUAGUAAUUUGUCAUGGGCAACAUGACCAGAGAGAAGAUUUUUGUCAUGAUUUUAAAUACACUGACACGCUACUGUUGGUUAAAUUUAAACAUGUUUUACCUGCAGAAAUUCUCUCACAAAUAACCUGCAAUAACUUGAAAUGCAUACCCUUUUGAAUACUUCUUUUCUCAUGUAUAAAUUAAAAUGUUUGCUGCAUUUUGCAAAAUGUCAAUUCUCCAAAAAAUGUGUCCGUAUAUUUCUGUACCUGCAGUGUAGUAAAGGUUUAGACGAAACCCCAUAAUUAUAGUGGCAUACUGUCACUUAGGUUUCAAGCAGCAAAAUAAACAGUGCAGCUCAGAAAUUGUAGUUUGGUUCUUGAUGUGUUUUUAUUACAUUUGGGGUUGUUGUUUUGUUUUUUAGAACCUUAGAAAUUUCAAAUUAUUUUAUCUUCAGUUAAUAAUUUUUAAAAGCCUGGAAGCAAAUAAGUUGGUUAUUUGCUUUCACGUUUUUAAAAGUAGUCUUUAUUGAUAAAGUAAGGAGAACUACUUUCUAACAAAAAACACUUGCAUAGUACUUAUUGACAGUAAUGCUUUAAAGGAAUAAAAUUCUUUUUUUUUAAGAACAAUAUUCCUUUUUUAAAAAAUUCUAACUCUCAGAAUGUUCACUUUAAACAAAUAUGCCAGACAUAGACAGCUAAAUGAAUGUUACCCUGCAUCGUGAUCAUGCUGGAAGGUUAUUUCCUAAUGCCAGCAAUCUACCAUUGCCCAGAACCUCUUAGGUUUGCUCUUUUAGAAUUGCAUUCAAAGUUAACUUAAAUCACACACUCUAUUAACAUUAUAUAUACAUUGUUUAAAAAAAAUGUAUAUGUUAUCUACCCUGAUUCUUUUCAGUUACCAUUAUUUGGCACCAAAUGACAAUUUCCUAAACUUAAAUCUCACUUUUAGGCAGAGCAUAUGCAACUGGCUUUGAAGGCAGUCCCAAAAGAGUUGUAUUUUGAGCAGUGGCAGUAUAGUUAGGAGAAUGAACUGUGUGGCCUUCUGAGGUGACUACCUUAAAGGAACUCAGCUCAUUUGAAUGUAUUGAGUUUUGGAUGUAUUUGUUUCAUUUAAAAAAGAAAUUCACAUUAUUUUAUAGCAUCAAAAGGAAGGACUAAGAUUAGCAUAAUUUCUUUGGUUUUCCUAUUGCUUGUUGUUAUUAUGUAAAAAGCGAGUGGCAGUUCAGAAGGAAGACUGUUGUAACUGAAGAGUAACAAGAAUUUUUGAUCAUUAAAUCAGAUUUUAUAAACAGUGGAAGAGCAUGGGCUUAAAACAAGGCAUGCUUAUUCGGUUUUGUCAAAAUUUUACAAAAAUAUGUGAUAUAUAUUUAUACUAAAACUAUAUAAUCGUUAGAUUUAGGAAAGCAAUCAGUUACUGUCUUUAGCAGAGUAAAGCAGUAUUAAAUACAGGUACAAGUUGGAAAUUGUAGAAAACUGAAAGAAAAUGAAAGAAAAAUGUCUAUGGUAGGGAAUAAAAAAAGUUUAAGAUAUAAAAUUAUGUGUAUUUUCUUCUCUUUUUACAUAAAUCAUUUGUGAAAAGUGUGCUAAAAUUUUUUUACAAGUGAUAUUAACUAGGAUUUAUUUUUCCACAUAAUUUGGAGACCCUUUGUUACCCAAAUAAAAAUGACAAGCUUCUGUGCCUGUA